AAGAGCGAGCGAAGCAGAGGAGUUUCCGUUAUCCAUUCUCUCUCUCUCUCCCCCUCGAAGAUCUUCUCUCUCCCGGAAAAAUAUCCACACAAAUUAGGGUUUCUUUGCGACCUUCGUUCCUCCAAUUCGAUUUCCAAGUCUUCAAUCAUGGUAACUGAUUCGAUCACCAAUGCUUCAAUUUCCUUGGCCCCAAGCGCCCGGGAUUUACCCUUGCCCAAGAAGAAGAGGGUCAAGAAUUCCAAAUUGAAGCAGUCCAAGCUUGAUGUUCGUCGGGAACAAUGGCUUUCUCGAGGUGCUGUAAAGAACAAAAAAUGGAACGAAGAAGACAAUCGCCUUGAUUCAGUGGUCAUUAAAACGAGCAAAGACGAUAAUCUUUCCUCCAAGAAAAUAAAUAUGAGGGAAAUAGGAGGAGACAAUGGUGGAUCGGUUCACCACGACAGCGAUUUUUCGGAGUCGCCGUCUAACAGCCCCCCUAGUCUUGCCAGUAGUAUCUUGGGUGGUAAUGAUUCCGGUCCUCAUUUUACUGGGAGUAGCAGUAGCAGUAGCUGCCGUAGCAGCUCUAGCGGUUGUCGCUCAGGGAGUAUAACGGAGGAGGAAGGAGAUGAUGAUGGCUUGGAUGACUGGGAGGCUAUUGCUGAUGCUCUAGCCGCCACUGACAAGCAACAUGAUCAAUGUUCCGAGUCUUCCCCUAGGGGUGAUGCUGUUUCUCAAUUGGAUUCUUGCGGAGAUAGCAGAAAUGAGUUGGGUGUUGGAGAUGGUGACUCGAAAUUAGAAUGUGGGAGAAUUGCGCAGAGGGCUCCAAUGAGUUGCCGAGCAUGGAGGCCUGAUGAUGCCUUUCGUCCUCAGAGUUUGCCCACUUUAUCGAAGCAGCUUAGUUUACCAAAUACAGACCGGCGUUAUGGAUGUGGAGGCAUCCCUUGGGCCUGUGGUGGUGUUAUGUCUGUGCCUACAUCUUGUCCAAUUUGCUUUGAAGACUUGGACCUUACAGACUCAAGUUUUUUACCUUGUUUCUGUGGAUUCCGGCUGUGCCUUUUCUGUCACAAGAGGAUUCUUGAAGAGGAUGGGCGCUGUCCUGGGUGCAGGAAGCCAUAUGAGUGUGAUCCUGCCGACAGUGAGACAAAUGUACAUGGUGGCAGCCCGACGUUACCAUUAGCUCGUUCUUGUAGCAUGAUUUCAAGGUCUUAGGUAGAGUUCAGUUUCUGCGAGUUAAUGUACGUCUGGUCUCACUUCUUUUUGUGUCUCUUGGGUAUUAUGGUAGUCUUGGGCUCUGAGUUUCAUAGAAAUAGAUGUGUGGCAUUUGGGCAUUGAAGCAUGGUUAUGAGAUUGAGAACCUUUAAACUGAUCUGCAUCGUACAUGAGUGUGGUUCUUAUCUUAUCGUACAUUUGCCAAUGUAGAGGACUUAUUUCGUACUUGGUAUGUGAAUAGACGAGGUGGUAUAGAAAUGAAUACAUGGAAUAAUGAUAAACAUUUAUUUUUUCCACUUUUUAUUAA
Momordica charantia (bitter melon) is the source of this 1492-nucleotide messenger RNA. RefSeq lists its product as uncharacterized. The record is from RefSeq and is a predicted model, not a curated record. Gene Ontology annotation, molecular function: ubiquitin-protein transferase activity. Gene Ontology annotation, cellular component: CCR4-NOT complex. Gene Ontology annotation, biological process: protein ubiquitination. Lineage: Eukaryota; Viridiplantae; Streptophyta; Magnoliopsida; Cucurbitales; Cucurbitaceae.